GAUUAGCAAUUAAAAAGCGAGCGAGCAGGCGCGGCCGAGGCGCGAGGCCACCCGCAGGCCGAGCGGGCAGGGACGCGCCGGGCAGCCGCGCUCCGAAGCAGCCCCGCGCGGCGCCCGAGGGGAGCCGGCGCCCAGCUCGCGGCCAUGGAGAAGGCGCGGCCGCUGUGGGCCAACCCGCUGCAGUUCGUCUUCGCCUGCAUCUCGUACGCCGUGGGCCUGGGCAACGUGUGGCGCUUCCCCUACCUGUGCCAAAUGUACGGCGGAGGGAGCUUCCUGGUGCCCUACAUCGUGAUGCUGAUGGUAGAGGGCAUGCCUCUCCUGUACCUGGAGCUGGCAGUGGGGCAGCGCAUGCGGCAGGGCAGCAUCGGUGCCUGGAGGACCAUCAGCCCCUACCUUGGUGGUGUUGGCCUGGCCAGCGUGGUGGUGUCCUUCUUCCUGUCCACGUACUAUAACAUCAUCAACGCCUGGGCCUUCUGGUACCUCUUCCACUCCUUCCAGGAUCCCCUGCCGUGGUCCGUGUGCCCGCUGAAUGACAACCACACGGGCUAUGACGAGGAGUGUGAGAAGGCAUCCUCCACGCAGUACUUCUGGUACAGGAAAACCCUCAACAUCUCCCCGUCCAUCCAGGACAGUGGGCACGUGCAGUGGGAGCCGGCGCUCUGCCUCAUCCUGGCCUGGCUGGUGGUGUACCUGUGCAUCCUGCGGGGCACCGAGUCCACCGGCAAGGUGGUAUACUUCACCGCGUUGCUGCCUUACUGUGUGCUCGUCGUCUACCUGGUCAGGGGCCUCACGCUCCACGGAGCCACCAACGGCCUGGCGUACAUGUUCACGCCCAAGCUAGAGCAGCUGGCCAACCCCAAGGCCUGGAUCAACGCGGCCACGCAGAUCUUCUUCUCCCUGGGCCUGGGCUUCGGCAGCCUGAUCGCCUUCGCCAGCUACAACGAGCCAUCCAACGACUGCCAGAAGCACGCCAUCAUUGUGUCCCUCAUCAACAGCUCCACCUCCGUCUUCGCCAGCAUCGUGACCUUCUCCAUCUACGGCUUCAAGGCCACCUUCAACUACGAGAGCUGCUUGAACAAGGUGAUUCUGCUGCUGACCAAUUCUUUUGACCUGGAAGAUGGCUUUCUGACAGCCAGCAACCUGGAGCAGGUGAAGGGCUACCUAGAGUCCACCUUCCCCGACAAAUACAGCGAGGUGCUCCCGCAAAUGAAAAACUGCAGCUUGCAGUCAGAGCUGGCCACGGCGGUCCAGGGCACUGGCCUGUCUUUCAUCGUCUAUACCGAGGCCAUUAAAAACAUGGAGGUGUCCCAGCUGUGGUCGGUGCUCUACUUCUUCAUGCUGCUGAUGCUGGGCAUUGGGAGCAUGCUGGGGAACACGGCGGCCAUCCUCACGCCUCUGACCGACAACAAGGUCAUCUCCAGCCACCUGCCCAAGGAGGCCAUCUCCGGUCUGGUGUGCCUCGUCAACUGUGUCAUCGGCCUGGUGUUCACCAUGGAGGCCGGCAACUACUGGUUCGACAUAUUCAAUGACUACGCUGCCACACUGUCCCUGCUGCUCAUCGUCCUGGUGGAGACCAUCGCCGUGUGUUACGUGUACGGGCUGCGGAGGUUUGAAGGUGACCUUAAGGCCAUGACUGGCCGCACCCUGAACUGGUACUGGAAGGCCAUGUGGGCCGGCGUGAGCCCACUGCUCAUCAUCAGCCUCUUUGUCUUCUACCUGAGUGACUACAUCCUCACGGGGACCCUGCAGUACCAAGCCUGGGACGCCUCCCAGGGUCAGCUUGUGACCAAGGAUUACCCCCCAUACGCCCUGGCCGUCAUCGGGCUGCUGGUGGCCUCCUCCAUCAUGUGCAUCCCCCUGGUGGCCCUGGGGACUUUCAUGGGGCGCUGCCUCAAGCGGGGAGACACGCCCCCCGUGGCCUGAGGACUGGGCUUCCGAGAGACCGUGGUCGGCUGCUCCCUGCCCUGCAGCUACGAUUUACAGGCGGCAUCUCCUUUGGCUGCUUGUAAAAAUAUUUGCUCCAGAAAUACUCAGCCCGUCGUCUUCCUGAGUCCAUCGAGAAUUGUGGAGGAAGACGGCUCCCUCGGGAGGACCCACACCCCGCCCGCGGAGUGGGCCCUGCUCCCCUCUGCGUCCCCCCAAGGUCGCCCCGUGCUGCCUCCUUGUCACUAGAAAUGCGGGCUUUUCAAGGCCAGUCUUGAAGACAAUCACUUUCUUGACUCUAGGGAAGUCCUAGGAUUAGGACACACUG
Mirounga angustirostris (Northern elephant seal) is the source of this 2251-nucleotide messenger RNA. It is a transcript of the gene SLC6A20, whose product is annotated as solute carrier family 6 member 20. NCBI's taxonomy places the organism in Eukaryota, Metazoa, Chordata, Mammalia, Carnivora, Phocidae. Gene Ontology annotation, cellular component: plasma membrane. Gene Ontology annotation, biological process: sodium ion transmembrane transport. The transcript has 11 exons. The coding region runs from base 145 to 1923 and encodes 592 amino acids. Gene Ontology annotation, molecular function: L-proline transmembrane transporter activity. The record is from RefSeq and is a predicted model, not a curated record.